Carassius gibelio (silver crucian carp) is the source of this 555-nucleotide messenger RNA. RefSeq names its product interphotoreceptor matrix proteoglycan 1-like. The record is from RefSeq and is a predicted model, not a curated record. The transcript has 4 exons. Gene Ontology annotation, molecular function: hyaluronic acid binding; heparin binding. Gene Ontology annotation, biological process: visual perception. Bases 1 to 480 code for a protein of 159 amino acids. NCBI's taxonomy places the organism in Eukaryota, Metazoa, Chordata, Actinopteri, Cypriniformes, Cyprinidae.
AUGUGGAAGCUCAUAUGGACCUGUGUGCUGUGUUGGUUAGGCUGCAUUUUUGCAAUACGCCAGCUGGAGAUUUCUGCAGGGGAAGUUGACCAUAUCCCUAUGUUUGGAAAUCUAGAUGAGCGCUCACAAAGAUUGUUUCAAAGGUUUGUGGAAAAGCCUGCAGACCAUGGACUCUUGCCAAGACAUAAGCGUAAUGUUUUUCUGUCCAGUGGAUUACGCCUCUGCAGUCAAGAAACCGUGCAGCAAGCUGUCAGUAACCACCUGAAAUACUAUCAGCUCAGAGCAUGUCAGGAAAUAAUUUGGGAGGCUUUCAAAAUCUUCUUGGAUCGCCUCCCCAAUCAGGAGGAAUUCAAGAGCUGGAUGAGCCAGUGCCAGACAGAAAGACUCUCUGUACAGGAGAUUGGCACUGCCUUUAGCCAAUCAGAAGAACACUUAGCAUUUAUCCACAGAAGUCUCAGGCAGACCGGGCUGAAAAGGUGAAAUAACAUUUUAAAAACCCGUUUCACCUAACCCAAUCCCCCGCUCCCAAACCUUUCAGAAAAUACCUCCUUACCC